Molecule: messenger RNA, 1190 nt
Organism: Phalacrocorax carbo (great cormorant)
Lineage: Eukaryota; Metazoa; Chordata; Aves; Suliformes; Phalacrocoracidae
Source: RefSeq, a predicted model, not a curated record
CCGCCACCGGAAGUAGGAAGGGGCCGCGCGCGCCCGCCCGCUCGCCCCAGCAUGCACCGCGAGCGCGAUCACGCGCGCCGCCUGCGCGAAGCCGUCCGGGCGCCCAGGCUGGGGCGGGGUGAAAUGGCAGCCUCUUCCUCAUCCUCUUCAGCUGGUGGAGUCAGUGGCAGCUCUGUAACGGGAUCGGGGUUCAGCGUUUCGGACCUGGCGCCGCCCCGAAAAGCCCUCUUCACUUACCCCAAAGGAGCUGGGGAGAUGCUGGAAGAUGGCUCUGAAAGAUUCCUCUGCGAAUCUGUCUUCAGCUAUCAGGUUGCAUCUACAUUAAAGCAAGUGAAACACGAUCAACAAGUCGCAAGGAUGGAAAAACUAGCUGGUCUGGUGGAAGAGCUGGAGGCAGAUGAGUGGAGGUACAAGCCAAUAGAGCAGCUCCUGGGAUUCACACCCUCCUCGGGCUGAGCGUGUCUGGAUCGCUGCUGUCAGGGAGCAGAAGAAAAACGUUCUCUGGCCCAGCUUCAAAACACACCCCCCGUUUAUCAGGAUGCCGACAGCUGCAUUGGCAGGACUUGGCUUUUUGGUUGUGGGGGCUUUUUUUUGGUGGUUUUUGUUUUUUCUUUUUCAAGUUGGGAGCGGGGAUCUCCCAUAAAGCUGCCAGUAAAUGGAAGUGGCAGGAUUCUUUAAGUCACCUGCAGCAUUAUGGGCUGGCAGAGCUGGGUUUCUGUAACUUAGAAGGUAGGUUCAGUUUUACAGCACCUGGAGAAUCGCCUCAUUGUUACAGCGGAGGGAAGACGUACAGUGUGGUGGCGGGGAAAGCGACCCAGUAACUCCGUCUGGCCAUUCCCUGGUGCGUGGCCGAGGUGCCCGCGGGUUGGGAUGCCUGCAUUGAGCUGGGCCUCUGUAGAGCAGAGGUGCGAUGCCCUGCCGAGAAACGCUCUUUGGCCUCAGCUGUUGUGUUGGGGGAUGAACAGGAGGAGAACUGUGCCAGGUCAGUUGGGAGGGGGCAGGCGGCGACGUUCUCCCCAGAGGUACCUCGGGUAUUGCCUGAGCUGGUUUCUCUCGGUUGCUGUUUCUCCCGUGUCUGCCUAGCAAGCGUCUCUAAUGCAGAAGCUGUAUCUUUAAUACCCUGAAACUCUUUUUCCUCUUUAUUAUGUGUUAGCUUGCUCUGGGAUAAUAAAAUAAUUCUGCCUUUGAAA